AUGCUGCCCGCGCAGCUCCGCAAGGCCGUGGAGGCCGCCAACCAAACUGCGCAGCAGCAAAUCAAAAAUGAAUCCGAAAACAAAAUGACUCCGGAAGAACACGGAAGACUUGCGGAGCUGCAGCGCCAGAGGGCCCACUUGGAAAUGAGGCAGCUGCAGUACUCUUUAUUUAAUUAA
Eimeria necatrix is the source of this 177-nucleotide messenger RNA. RefSeq lists its product as hypothetical. Lineage: Eukaryota; Apicomplexa; Conoidasida; Eucoccidiorida; Eimeriidae. The record is from RefSeq and is a predicted model, not a curated record. Bases 1 to 177 code for a protein of 58 amino acids. The transcript is spliced from 2 exons.